AUGCGAGAAACAAUGUGGACUAGAGGCAGAGAUGGUACUGUUGCGGGUCGGGUCAUUGAUAGAGUCGAUGCUCGUGCUCGAGCAGCUGCUGAUGAAGCUGACCGGAGGACUGAGCAGGCGGGUAGGGGGUUCUGCGCACCUCGUCGCCAGGGUGGUAGAGCAUCCACUAUCAUGGACGAGCAGGUGGUUCAAGAUGAUGUUGAUGAGGUUGAGGCGGUGGUUGUUGCUGAGGUUGAGGUGAUGCCUGUUGUUGAGGAGGAGGUUCCUGUUGCUAAGGAGGAGGUUGUUGUUGCUGAGGAGCAGGUGCCUAGAGUUGAGGAGCGGGUGGCUGUGGUUGAGGAAGGGGUUGCUAAGGAGUGGGUGGUGCAUGAUACGGGCACCACCACAGGUGCAUCUAUGGAGCCAUCAGUACACACUGAUGGAGCUUUUCCAGGAGGACCUUCUGACAGGUCCGUUUUGACAGGAUAUGCUGACCAUGUCACUUAUAGGAUAUGGCAGGGCGAGGAGCGACCGGUGCUAAAGCUCACUUCUCACGGGUCGAAAUUGAAGAACUUCCCCGAGAGACCGAUGAUUGAGCAGGUGGCGAGGAUAGUUCGAGACUUCCAUUUGAUGGAAUUCGCUAUAUGCUCCCUGACGAUGUUGGACGCCCCUCUAUUAUCAGCUUUUCUUGAGAUAUGGCACCUAGAGACAUCAUCCUUUCAUCUUUCAUUCGGGGAGAUGACGGUGACUCGGGAUGAUGUGCAUUCCCUAUUUCACCUUCCGAUUGCUGGUACAUUUUUCACACUAGUUCAUAGGGACUAG
This is a messenger RNA of Vicia villosa (hairy vetch), 801 nucleotides long. RefSeq lists its product as uncharacterized. The record is from RefSeq and is a predicted model, not a curated record. The coding region runs from base 1 to 801 and encodes 266 amino acids. Lineage: Eukaryota; Viridiplantae; Streptophyta; Magnoliopsida; Fabales; Fabaceae. The transcript has 4 exons.